AUGUCUUCCCAAAGCGAUGACGAGGCUGUCAUUAUUGACCGCGACGAUGUUAGCAACUACAAUCCCGAACAGAUCUUGCCAGAGUCACCUGAGGUCAUUCAAAAGCUCAGAGCCUGGCUCAAGCCCACUUCGUACGACCUCGAAAGCAGCGAGUACCGCAAACACCUUGGUUCGCACGCCCCAGGUACCGGCGACUGGCUGACGACCAGUCAUUCCUACAACGAUUGGCUGCAGAGCGGAGACACCGGACUGCUCUGGAUCAAGGGGAUUCCAGGAUCAGGGAAAUCGGUGUUGGCGGCAAGCAUCAUCAAGGAGAUAUCAGCCAACGAUCAAGGAAGUCCAGUACUGUACUUCUUCUUCCGGCAAAUUAUCGACGCAAAUCAUGAACCGGUUGCACUUCUCAGAGAUUGGCUGGAUCAAGUCUUGGUGUACAGCCCGCCUCUCCAAAAGAAGUUGAAAGGCUACGCCGUAAAAGAGGGAUAUGGCGACAAAACUCGAGCACUUGCCACCAUGUCGAUGCAAGACUUGUGGGAGGAUCUUCGACUCGCGCUUUCUGGACUCCCCGGCAGGGUAUAUUGUGUCGCGGACGCUCUCGAUGAAAUGGACAGCGGCAAUGAUGCCUUCCUGCAAGCUUUAGCUGAGCUUGGGAGCUGGAAUCCUCCAAAGGUCAAAGUACUGAUUACGAGCCGCCCAGUCCCUGCUGUCGAGGGUCCUUUGCGACACGCAAAGUGUACCCAGAUUCGUCUCCAAGAGAACAAGGUCGAUGCCGACAUUUCGACCUUUGUACGCUGGGGAUUGGAGAAUACGAAUAUCUGCCAUGAUGAUCAACAACUGAUCCAAGAGGCCAUCCCUGGCCGGGCGAAUGGUCUCUUCCUAUAUGCUAAGCUGGCCAUGGACGCUUUCCUAGAGCCGGGGGCCAAUAUCAAGGCAGUUCUCGACUCUUUGCCAGCCGACAUGAACCAGAUGUACACCGACUUGCUCCACGAACACUCCCGCAGAUCUGGAGUCCCUGACGCUAUCCAACGUCUGAUUCUGCAGUGGGUAACCCAUGCGACACGCCCGCUCAGACUCCUCGAGAUAGCCGAGAUGAUAAAUGUGACAUACAACAACGACACCGAUCGAGACAUGAGGUCAACCAAGGACCUUGUCAGGGCUGCAUGCGGCCCGCUCUUGGAGAUCCUGCCCGACGAGACCGUCUGUGUCAUUCACCACUCCUUCACAGAGUACCUAAAGGGCACGACCAGAUCGCCUGAAGAUGGUGGCUACCCCGUGCUUCUUUUUGGGGAGACACACGCUAGUCUAGGCUCUGCAUGCCUGGUUUACUUGCUGUCCGGUGUCUUUGACGAAGUUAAAGAAGCACAAGACACCAAAGACAUCAAACUGAAGUUCAAAUAUCCUUUCUUAGCUUACGCACUGAACAACUGGCAUGUCCAUGUUGCUAGAUCGACAGCCGCAGGCCACGAUCAGACCGACGUCAACCUGGUGCUGGAAAAGCUGAUGCGCGAUCCAGACUCCAUAGAGACCUGGACCAAACUUCAGUGGUUCACCAUAGGCAAUGCUGACUCUGGGAUAACACCGCUGCACGUCGCAGGGAUGCAUGGGCUCACUGCAUACGCAAGACACCUGCUCUUGUCUCCCGUGGUCAACGUAGAUGCAGUGGAUGUUCACGGAAAGACCCCCUUGUGGUGGGCUGCCUCAAGCGGGAUGGCCGACAUGGUUCAGGUCUUGAUAGAUGCUGGCGCGAAUCCCGACCAGGAAGAGACUAACGGCGGCCGCAAGCCUUUACAUGAGGCCGCCUCGAAAAACCAUCAUGGGGUUAUCAAAGUCCUCUUGGGCGCCGGAGUGGACCCAUUGACGAGGAAGACUAAGGAGCAUCCAGGAAAUUGGUGCGGAAACGCACCGCGUUCAACUGGACAUACGCCUCUGAUGUAUGCUUGUCAAAACGGGCAUCUCGAGGCCCUGGAGGCAUUUCUGCCUUUCCUCAAGGAUGACGAAUCUGUUCAUAAAGCCCUGGCCUGGUCUGCUGGAGCGGGCCGACACGAUCUAGUCCAACGGAUCCUCCAGCACCCCGGGGUCGACAUCAACCGCAAGGUCCAUGGCGGGACACCCCUGUUCAUGGCAAGCCGGUGGUCACACAUGAAGACCAUGAGGCUUCUGCUGAAUGAGGGGGCCGAUCCUACGAUACGGUGCGAGUUUUAUGACGAAUUUGCUGGGGCAGGGGCCAUGCUGCCAUUCCGUUUCAAUGACGACGACGACGACGGCCAAUCCAGGGUCGUUGGCCUUACAGCAUUAUAUUCCGCACUCGAAGGUUUCCAGGGAAGAAGGGCCCCGAAAGCCGAGCCAGAAGAGCUAAAGAGCCUGCUAGAGUUGUUCGUCGACAAAGGGGCCGAUAUCCAUGACCGGUCGCCUUCCGGAAAUUCUCUUCUGCACUUAACGACUAGUAACCCCGUUUGGUUCAGGAUUCUGCUCGACGCAGGUGUUGAUGUCAAUGUCGCCAAUAACGAUGGUUGCACUGCUCUUCAUAAGGACGUGUCGGUUGAAUGCUUGUCUAUACUGGUGGAAACUGGCAUGGCGGACAUUAACAAAAGGGCAACUUCCGAUGGAAAAACUCCACUUCUUCUCUCGCUUGAUGGCUAUCACGAGGAAACGACCCUCAAGCUCAUCGAAUACGGAGCCGACUGUACCAUUGUCGACAAGGACGGCAACGGGCCCCUGCACAUCUUGUUGCAAUCGCACAACUCAAAGCCGGAUGUCAUUGAAGCGCUCCUAAGCGCUGGUGCAGACCUGAAUCUGAGGAACAAAUCCGGACAAACGCCCCUUGACGUCAUGUUCUCGCGAGAUUCAGCAGUAUUUGAUUCGAUAAACGUCAUGAUCCAAGCAGGUGCCGAUAUAAACACGAGGGACAACAAGAAUGGCGCCACACUCCUCUUCCGCACGAUCUCCGGGCGUGACUUCAGACCAGAAGAAGACUACCGAGAGGCUAUCACGAGCCUCUUGGAACGCGGGGCUCUGUUGGAAUCUCGAGAUUAUGAGGGAAGAACCUUGCUUCACGAGGUAAUCAAGUCACAGAAAGGGCCACAGGCCUCUUUCUGUCAACAAGAGCCUGGUCCUUCCCGCUUCGAUUUCCUUGUGAGUCUGGGCCUGGAUAUUCAUGAUAUAGAUUACCAGGGCAACACUUUGCUGCACGAGUUAUGCUGGCGGAUCAACACCGACUCCUAUACCAAAGACACUCUCGCCAUAUUGGAGAUGCUCCUCAGCUUGGGCGUUGAUGUCAAUCGACCCAACAACCGUGGUCGAAUGCCGCUUCAUAGGCUUUGCAUUAAGGCUGAGGGUAGUCGCGGCGACAAGGACGAGUCUCAUCUUGACCUGGUUAUUUCCUGUACGAAAGACAUCAACGUUCGGGACAAGGACGGCAUUGCCCCGUUGCAUCUAGCUGUCACUGUGUCGGAGUAUCUCACCAAGAAGCUGCUCGAAGCUGGUGCCGACCCCACGAUUGAGACGUUCGAAGGGUUGACGCCGCUUCACCUCGCCGCUAGAUCUCGAAAAGGCAAUAUCGUUGGCAUGCUUCUCGACGCUCUUCAUAGACUAGACUCAGAUCAGCCACCUAGCAGCCUGAUGACCCAGGGAGCCUGGCUCAAAAGAACGAGCAGCAGCGCAAUUACCGGAGUCAACGCUGAAGCCAACGGAACCACACCACUCUACUAUGCUUGUCUCUCAGGACGACCAGAGAUAGUCUCCAUGCUCUUCAACGCCGGAGCAGACGUCAAGGGGAGGAAUUUACGAUCCGCAAUCACUGGAUUCGAGGGCGAACUCGAACUCUGGCGCAGGAAGACCCCUCAUGAAGCGGAGAAUGGAGCUUGUGGCGGCCUUACAAAGGAAGACCUCACGCGCCCGUAUAUGGGGGGCGGCUGCAACGGCAGGUACCAUGCCGAUCCCACAGACGACACUGCAAGGCUCGAGGAAAUUAUUGAAAUGGUCUUGGACCAUGGCGGUGAUCUGACCGAUGGAAUUUCUUUCGCAAUGCGUUCUGAAGGAUAUGGGUCAAUAACCGACACAACAUCCGACUGUCGGGACUAUGCGCUGAAGUGCCUGUCUGAUGCAAGCAAGAAGCGACCAUUGAAAAGUUCGGAACCUCCGUUGCGAUUUGGGCCGAGAGCGCCGGCUUUCGACGAGAAGCUGAUCCCUCACCGACGUCAAGACCUGCGCAAGGCACUCAGUGAGCCGGGAGUCAUUGAGCCAGGGAGAGCAAAUGAAAACUUGUUCAUCACGCGACUCAGACGUCGCGAGUACGAUGUGGUGGAAGAUUUAGCCAAUCUGGGCGUUGACUUCCUUGCCCCUCACAUGAACCAAGGGCUUACCAACUUGGGAACCCUCGUGAAAGGAGGCUUUACUUCUCUGGUCAAGCGGAUUGGUUUGCUCGUGGCUCAGGAACAAGUCGACAAGGGCAUUUGGCCUACUCCAGGCGAUGGAGCCCAGCCUGUGUUCGGCCACAAUAGGACUUGGACCCAUGACGUAUCCAACUACAACGGCAACGAUUAUCGCCAGUCAUUCUUACUACAAGCAGUCCACCAGGAGAUGCCCAUGUUGGACAUGGUCCGUCUUCUUGUAGAGGACUUCGUCGUUGACAUUGAUGAGCUGCACGGAGAAUACAAGCAGGUUGACGGUGGAUACGAACUCGAUUCGCCGAAAGAUAGUGCUCUUCACUCGCUCGCCAAAGGAUACCACUGGUGGCACGUCGCCCAAGCUCUGCCGUACCUGAUCAGCAAGGGCGCAAAUCUCGAGGUCAAGAACUCGGGAGGCCAGACACCACUGCAUAUAGCCUUGGGCGCGGAACGUGGCCUCGGACUUUUCCACAAGGACGCCGCCCGUCAACUCGUCCUGAGUGGAGCAGAUGUCGAUGCUACAGAUGUGGCGGGACGAAGUUGUCUUUCCUAUGCCGCUGGUGAUGUCGAAAUGACCCGUCUCUUAGUUGAGCAUGGAGCGACGAUGCACGCCGAUGCAAUUUUUGGUGCAAUUAACAAGAAGCAGCCCGAAGUGCUUGAUAUUCUGUUAUCGGCGGGUGUUGAUGCCAACAUUCGAUUCGAGAAGAACGAUAAAGAACCCUGGAAGAUCCAGGGUGGGUUCUUCCAUCAGUUGGAUAGUAGAAAUCUACCAGACGCCGAAUGGUAUCCCUUGCAUCACGCCGCGGCCGUGUCGAGCCAAAACAUUUACGACCAGAAAGACAGGGAGGCACUCCGCGCAACAGGCCUGAGGUUAAUCGACGUCCUCUUGUCGCAUGGAGCAAACCCGUUUGCUACUUUUGUGAAAUGCUCUGGGAAAGAAUGCUACCACCAAAAACUUUUCUCCCGACGACAUGCGGAAGACUUGUUUGGCUCCAGUCGCUUUGGCAAACUGCCCGAUGGAUAUAACGCCACGGCAGACCUGGAGUGCUCUUUCGAACCCCACCUGCACGAGGACUGCGUUGUCCUGCACCAGCUCAUAGCUGACGGACACAUCGUACUCCCCUUCUUAAAGCUGCCAAAUAUCGACGCAAAUCACCGAGACGGCAGUGGUCGAACCCUUCUCCACGCAGCUUGCUCCUCUAGACGAGGUCCCGAUGUGCCGCUAAGUCUGGCCCCCUGGGAUCCAUGGGAUCCCCAGACAUCGACAGAGACGUCUCUAUUCCGCCAUCUCGUCUCCCUCGGCGCGGAUGUGGGAGCGCGGGACGACUCGGGACAGAACGUGCUACACCACAUGCUCAGGUGCCCUUCGGACCGCUUCUACCACUUACCAGCUAUUGACAGAUCACUUGCAUAUUCGCUGGAGAAUCACCCCUCGAUCAUCAACCAGAAGGACAAAGACGGCAAGACGCCGCUGUACUUGGCAAUCGACCGAGCCGUUUGCGACGACAAGAGGACAACAGCAGCCGACGCACUUCUCAAGGCCGGGGCGGACCCUCUCAUCGCAGACAACCAAGGCAACACCGUCCUCCACGUCCUCUCUCGCAUACUCUGGGUCUCCUCCAUGCGGCCCUUCUUCAACAGGCUCAUCGAACUCGGGUGCGACGUCAACGCCCGCAACUCAAGAGGCGAGACGCCACUGUUCUGGUACUAUGCCGGGUUCAGGGGCAACGAGCGCGAAGCUUACAAGCGCCUCUUUGACCCGGAGUCGCGUGCGUACGACGAAAUGUGCGGCAUCUCGUACGACGAAGCGGGCGGCCUCGCGGCGUUCGAGGCGGCCGGCGCGGAUUUUGGUGCCCUGGACAGUGCCGGGCAGAGCCUAUUGCACGUUGCGGCGGAGGGCCACGUCCUCCGCUUCAAGACCCUGACGGCGAGGGGGCUGGACCCCAUGUUGGAGGAUAAUGGACGGAAGACGGCGGUUGAUGUCGCGGCCGCGUGUGGGAAUAAGGGGGUGUUGAGGCUGUUCAGGCGGGUUGAUGCUGUGGACGAUGCCAAAGAUGACAACGACGAUGGAUCGGUUGAUCUGGGCGCUGUUUUCUGCGCUUGA
Molecule: messenger RNA, 6486 nt
Organism: Diaporthe citri
Lineage: Eukaryota; Fungi; Ascomycota; Sordariomycetes; Diaporthales; Diaporthaceae
Exons: 2
Coding region: 1-6486 (2161 amino acids)
Cellular component (GO): nucleus; cytoplasm
Molecular function (GO): protein binding
Source: RefSeq, a predicted model, not a curated record